Centruroides sculpturatus (bark scorpion) is the source of this 540-nucleotide messenger RNA. RefSeq lists its product as uncharacterized. Bases 1 to 540 code for a protein of 179 amino acids. The record is from RefSeq and is a predicted model, not a curated record. Lineage: Eukaryota; Metazoa; Arthropoda; Arachnida; Scorpiones; Buthidae. The transcript has a single exon.
AUGGACCCAAAAAAUUCCAAACAUUUUGACAAAACGACAAUAUCAACGACAAAAGAAAAGACCUCCAGCCAACUUGCUUACUUAAUAGUGCAUGCAACUGGAGAAAAACCCCUUGCUAAGUGUUCUCCUUUUUUGAUCCAAAAGCUUUUUGAAUCAACCAUCGGGCAUUUAAAAAAGAUACAAAAAUUGAGGUCAGGGGACCUACUAGUGGAAACAGCCUCUCCUCAACAAACAACAAAGCUUUCAACAAUGAAGACUCUUGGAGACAUGGGAAUAUUAGUCACACCACACAGAAGUUUGAACUCAUCACGUGGUGUGAUAUCUGAGUUCGAUUUGAUGUCUGAAGACGAAUCAGACAUUCAGAUUGGCCUGUUAGACCAGGGUGUCACUUCUGUCCGACGCAUUUCGAUUCGUCGAGACAGUGCUGAGGAAGGGAACGAGGCCGAACUCAGAGGUAUAGCCUGUUUUAGAUUGGAAAAGGAGGAAGAUAUAAAGUUGAAUAAGGAGGGGUUAGAGCGAAGGGGAAAUAAAGUUGGAUAG